AUGUCAUCAUUUUCACUGGUGAAUAUGCUCUAUGUAUCACUUAUCAGCGUUAUCUAUGCUAUACAUUACAGAAUAGUGAAGGAAGGCGAUCGUGGAUUGGAAGGUGAAGGAAGCGGAACUGGCGAUGAAAGGAUUGUAGUAUGGGAAAAAGUAGCUGUCCCUCCGGAAGAAGUUGAUCAGCAGUUCACGAAGACUGAUGAAUCCAGCCAUGGACAGGACUUACUACUGCCCGACACUGAUUCCAUUACGUCUUCUACCGUUUUUAUCGCCGGAGUCGAAAAGGAUUCCGAAUUUGCAGUGGAACAGCCCACAAUCAAGCCAAAAAUGCACGCAGGCGCAUCCGGGAUGCAUCGAUUCCACUUGGUUCAUCCGCCACAAGCACAUUUUGAAACAAAGAACUACGAGGUGCAAGAUAUCUGGAAAUCCAAGUCACUUAUUUUUCACGGUAAUUUCUGUUGA
This is a messenger RNA of Gongylonema pulchrum, 459 nucleotides long. Lineage: Eukaryota; Metazoa; Nematoda; Chromadorea; Rhabditida; Gongylonematidae. The record is from the annotation of a GenBank genome assembly.